UAACCCCCUCUAGUGCUGAUCCUCCUCUACAGAUGCGCACAGUCUCCGUCGCCGCGUGCUUCGAUCAUCUCCUCCUCCUUCUCCUCCUGCGCCCUCUUCAAUCGUCAGCCUUUCAGAACCUCGCUCGCUGCAGGAGCGGUCCGGACAGGAGGCACAUCUCGGAGCACGAUCGGGACAACCGCCGCGCGCGCGAUGAAGCCUCAGUGCAAAGAUAUUUGCGCGAUGCUUGAAGUGCUGCAGUAACUUAGAGCUGGCAGGAAAUAUGCGAAGUUUUGAAGCAGUUUAUUGUUUCAUGAUUGAUGAUUGAUAUUUUGUCAACUUACCUCUUGGCAUCUUUAUUGCUGCUGCACGGUGAAGGGAUGGAUCUCGUGAUGAGCAACAAACGGGACUAAAUGUAAUCAGGAGCAGAGCAGGUGGUGCUUUUUUUUUUGGACGACCCUGUCGCGAUUUUUUUUCUUCCCGGCCACGCUCGCUCUCGGCUCUGCUGCAGUCGGUGACCGAUGUUGCAGCAGAUAUGAGUGUCGGACCACGAUUUGUCCCCGUUGUACUUUUUCUUGGAAUUGUCCUCACUCGCUGUGGCCACUGUAACCAAGUUGUGCUGCUGGAUACAACGUCUGUGCUAGGAGAGCUCGGAUGGAAGACGUAUCCUAUAAAUGGGUGGGAUGCCAUCACAGAGAUGGAUGAGCACAAUCGGCCCAUUCAUACCUUUCAGGUGUGCAACGUGAUGGAGCCCAACCAGAACAACUGGCUUCGAUCCAACUGGAUUUCUCGGCAAGCAGCCCAAAAAAUCUACGUGGAGCUUCGCUUCACCUUACGCGACUGCAACUCCAUCCCUUGGGUUUCUGGCACGUGCAAGGAGACCUUCAACCUCUUUUAUUAUGAGACUGAUGAGGCACAUGGCAUAAAAUUCAAACCUGCUCAAUACACUAAGAUCGACACCAUUGCCGCAGAUGAGAGCUUCACUCAGAUGGAUCUCGGAGACCGCAUUCUGAAGCUCAACACUGAGGUGCGCGAGGUGGGACCCAUGACCAAGAAUGGCUUUUAUCUUGCAUUCCAGGACAUCGGGGCCUGCAUCGCUUUGGUCUCAGUGAGAGUCUACUAUAAGAAAUGCCCUUUCACAUUGAGAAACCUGGCCUCGUUUCCAGACACGGUGCCACGUGUGGACUCAUCCUCAUUGGUGGAGGUGAGGGGGGCAUGUAUUGAUCAUGCUGAAGAAAGGGACACACCCAAGCUCUUCUGUGGAGCUGAUGGGGACUGGUUAGUCCCCCUUGGAAGAUGUGUUUGCAGUGUCGGGUAUGAGGAGAUCGCCGGCUCCUGCAUUGCAUGCCAGCCAGGCUUCUACAAGGCUUUUGCUGGAAACAUCAAGUGUUCAAAGUGCCCGAUAAAUAGUUUCAGCUACGGAGAAGGUGCUGCAGUCUGCCGUUGUGAAGUUGGGUAUUUCAGGGCUGGAAAAGACCCUCCAACAAUGGCUUGCACACGUCCUCCGUCCCCUCCACGUAACUUACUUUUCAACCUCAAUGACACAUGUCUGAUGCUGGAAUGGUCACCCCCCAGUGACACCGGGGGACGCCGAGACCUAACUUACAAUGUCCAAUGUAAACGCUGUGGUCCAGAGCCUGGCCAAUGCCAACUUUGUGAGGAGGAGCUGCGUUUCCUUCCCCAACCGUUAGGCCUGACUACCGCCUCUGUCACCGUCAUGGACUUCUCGGCGCACGCUAAUUAUACCUUUGAGAUCGAAUCACUCAACGGCGUUUCAGACAUGAGCUCAUUCCCUCGACAAGUCGCCAUCAUUACCGUCAGCACCAAUCAGGGCGGUCCCUCACUGGUGGGGUCUCUGAAGAAGGACUGGGCCUCUCCCAACAGCAUCGCUCUCUCCUGGCAGCAGCCCAAAGAAACAGUGUUGCCCAUUCUCGACUACGAGAUCAAAUACUAUGAAAAGGAACGUGACCAGCUGAGUUAUUCUUCAACUAGCACCAAGGAUCCUAGUGUGAUCAUCACAGGCUUGAAACCAGCCACCUGGUACGUCUUCAGUGUCCGCACCCGCACGCCAUCUGGAUACAGCUCCUACGCCACCCGUUAUGAAUACAAAACUACUGGAAAUUCAUCGGACCUGGCCUCUGACCAAGGUCAGGUUUUGGUCAUCGUUACAGCAGCAGUGGGCGGCUUUACCCUUAUCGUCAUCCUCACCCUCUUCCUCCUCAUUACUGGAAGGUGUCAGUGGUACAUCAAGGCCAAGAUGACCUCCGAGGAUAAGAGGAGGACCGAUUAUCAGAACGGACACGUUCCUUUCCCUGGGAUUAAGACCUAUGUGGACCCCGACACUUAUGAAGACCCAGCGCAGGCCAUCCAUGAGUUUACCAAGGAGAUCGAUCCAUCUCGGAUCCGAAUUGAGAGGGUGAUUGGAGCCGGUGAGUUUGGAGAGGUGUGCAGUGGCCGACUGAGAACACCCGGUAAGAAGGAGAUAGCUGUGGCAAUAAAGACACUGAAAGGUGGCUAUGUGGAGCGUCAGAGGCGGGACUUCCUGCGCGAGGCUUCCAUCAUGGGGCAGUUCGAUCACCCCAACAUCAUCAGGCUGGAGGGUGUCGUCACAAAAAGCAGGCCAGUGAUGAUUGUGGUGGAGUAUAUGGAAAAUGGAUCACUGGACUCAUUUUUGAGGCAACACGAUGGUCACUUCACUGUCAUUCAGCUGGUGGGCAUGCUACGUGGCAUCGCCUCAGGAAUGAUGUAUCUGUCAGACAUGGGCUACGUUCAUCGAGACCUAGCAGCUCGAAACAUCUUAGUCAACAGCAACCUGGUGUGUAAAGUGUCAGAUUUCGGUCUGUCCCGAAUCCUGGAGGAUGAUCCCGAGGCUGCGUACACAACGACGGGUGGAAAGAUCCCAAUCCGAUGGACAGCUCCAGAAGCCAUUUCAUACCGAAAAUUCUCCUCAGCCAGUGAUGCAUGGAGUUAUGGCAUUGUCAUGUGGGAAGUGAUGUCCUAUGGGGAGCGGCCAUAUUGGGAGAUGUCUAAUCAGGACGUAAUUCUGUCUAUCGAGGAGGGCUACCGGCUUCCGGCACCAAUGGGCUGCCCUGUGGCCCUCCACCAACUGAUGCUGCACUGCUGGCAGACAGAAAGAAGUCAUCGGCCCAGAUUUGCAGAUGUCGUCUCCUUCUUGGAUAAACUCAUCCGCAAUCCCGGCAGUUUAUUGCCACUGGUCGAGGACAUUCAGAGCCUACCGGAGUCUCCUGUGGAGGAAAUGGACUACCCACUGUUUAUCUCUAUUGGCGACUGGCUGGACUCCAUCAAAAUGAGUCAGUACAAAAGUAACUUCAUGGCAGCGGGCUACAACACAUUGGAUUCUGUAGCAAGGAUGAGUAUCGGGGAUGUAAGGCGUAUCGGGGUGGAUCUGAUUGGCCAUCAACGGAGGAUUAUCAGCAGCAUACAGACCCUCCACCUCCAGCUACUGCACGAACAGGAGAAAGGCUUCCACGUAUGAGGUCGCCCUUUCACGUGACUUGGAAUGGACACAUUGGUGCAGCAGAUGGCCGUGAAGUCUAGACUGUGCAAGAGACACUUUACAGCCUGUGCCUGAGACUAAUUCCCAUGGACAGUCUGUAGGAAGGACGUCAUUGGACUGGACAGACUGCCUCCCAGGCUAGCAGUUACGAGCAGACACUUUUUCUACUACACACCCCUUACCCAGUAUAGCUGGUCUGACCAGACUAUUUUUAGACCGCCCAAAAGACUUUACGGUCUGGCCCAGGCCUUCACUUAUAGGGGAAUGUAAUGCCUUGUUACAGCUGCGGUAUUUUUUUGUGUGGAGGUACAUUAUCGUAGACAUGUAGAUUUAUGGACAUAAUCUACAUAAUUUUUGGCGUUUCUUUUUUUCUUGGAAAAAAAUAUAUACCGUCACCACUUUUCAUUUUGUAAUAUGAUCAUUGAUCAUGUGUGCAUUACUUGACUCUCUGUCUUUGGAGUCUGGACCAUUAAUACUUGAAGAAAGUGGUGAGAAGCAAGUCGAGGAGAUUUCUUGAACGUUAAAGUGUAUAGGCAAGUAAUCGAUAAUUAUUAACAUGACCGCAUAUCUUUAUACAGUAUGUGCAGAUCUAUAUGUAAAAGGCCUAGUCAAUCUGAAUCUUAUUUCAAAUCGUUUAUUUAUUUAUGUCAGAUCAGCAAUAAUCAUGCAGUCACCUCAGUGUCUCAGAUGAAUUGUGCAAUGGGAGACAACAAACAUGGAGCCUACAAACCAUCCUUGUUUUUGUUUUUUCUAUGACACAUUUGGAGCUCGCUAAACAGGAUUGUUUGCCUCCAUGAAGAAAAAAAAAAAGAGCAACUUCAAAAAAAAUUUAAUUGUGGAUUUUAAGUGUUGCCCGGCAGAAAACUGUCACUGCUGUCUUAACAUACAGUAUGAAUGUUCAGAUAACUUAUCAAUAAGUAUAUUAUAUCCUUUUAACAUAUAUUUAUAUAAAUAACCUAGACCUUUAUGGUUCUUCAGGAUUAUGACAAAUACUAUGGGUAUUAUUCAUUUGCACAGGUGAUUAAUGGCAGUCGGGUCAGAACGAACUGUGUAUUCAGAGCAAGGCCACAUCGUGUGUUUUACGGUCAUUCUGAUAGGCAGGCCACUGUGUGCUUACCUUGUGAUCAUGUAAAGGUUGUGGAAUUUGUGGCAGUAUAGGAAUCAAGUGUACAUAAAAGUAGUCUGAAAUGAAAACCUUUGGAUCUGCAGUAGUUGAUGUCAUGUUGUCAGAUGCUUGCCAUUAAAAUUAUUUAUCUUCAUUGGGGAAAACAAUGUUAAACAGACGGUGAUAUAAAUAUGGAAAAACAAAUAUGAGUAGGCUUUCUUGGUGGAAUCACGGGGAGUCGGCAAGGCUGGCAGCUUUUCCAAGUCAUGACGCAGUUAUCGGAGAGAGCACGAACAUAAACAGCAGCAUCUUAAUUGAUCUUGUCCGACAAGCAACAUUAACAUGCACACACAUCUAUGCCUUACAGUCUGUUCACACUUAAGUAAACACAUUUCAGUGGAAUCUAAGGACCUACGGUAUCCCUUAAAUCCAGUUAUAGACCAUAUACAUCGGAGUGAAAAAAAUAAACUGGCAGCAGAGAGCUGCUCCAUUCAGUCUUCGUAUGCCGCCAGCCAUCAGGAAUCAGAAAGUUUUGCACACGCACACACACGCACACACACACACACACACACAGAGUUUCAACUGUACAUUACAUCCACUUUCACUGGCACAAAACCAUCUACAGUCAAUGGGAAAUAUCAGAUGCUGUUUGUUGAGCAUGUUCUACUGCUGAGCAAUGUUAGAACGUUCUUUUGUACAAAGUACAAGUAUACUAAUGAUUACAAUUCUUGUAUUUUAUUUUUUUAUAAUUUCCAAAGAGAUGUUGUAGAUCUUGCACACCGAAAGAGGCAGUUAACUGCAGAUAUUUAUUUGAAAAAUAAAUCCGUAAAGCUCA
Hippocampus zosterae (dwarf seahorse) is the source of this 5436-nucleotide messenger RNA. It is a transcript of the gene epha6, whose product is annotated as eph receptor A6. NCBI's taxonomy places the organism in Eukaryota, Metazoa, Chordata, Actinopteri, Syngnathiformes, Syngnathidae. The record is from RefSeq and is a predicted model, not a curated record. The transcript is spliced from 17 exons. Gene Ontology annotation, biological process: protein phosphorylation; cell surface receptor protein tyrosine kinase signaling pathway; axon guidance. The coding region runs from base 515 to 3475 and encodes 986 amino acids. Gene Ontology annotation, cellular component: plasma membrane; neuron projection. Gene Ontology annotation, molecular function: protein binding; transmembrane-ephrin receptor activity; ATP binding.